AUGAAAACCAGAGAACCCUAUAUGGAAGAUGACGUGACGUAUAAAACUCAUUUUUCACUUGAUCAAAAUCUGCUUAAAAUCCCUCUCACGACCGAUGCGCCAAUUCAAGCCCCUGGUGCUGUCAACACGCCGAAGUUUUCUCUGAGGAAGCUGUCUAUGGAACCGUAUUAUAAAACAUCAAGCCGUCGGAAUACAAUAACAUCGAGUCGCUCUUCUUACGUGAUGAUGUCUGAUGUUUUUGACUACCACUAUCUUGAUCAGAUCGAUGCAGAAGAUUACGAAAAUGCAAUCGUCACCGAUAGCGACACCGACUAUGAUGAAGAGGAAGAUGGUGAUUUUCAAGUGCGGCAUCAUAGAAAAUCAAGAACCUGGUCAGAUGAAUGCAGCUCUGACUCGGAGUUGGAAGACUAUAAGGUUCAUUUUCUUAUGUUUAAGGUCACAUCUCGGGCGCAAUAUUCGGUUCCGCCUCGGUCUUCAUCUUUGACCGCAUCAGAUCAAUAUGAAGACGUUCCUAUGAAAGGCGCAGACUACAGUCUCAUUCCCACAGUAAAUCAUCCCAGAUUUUCGUCGCCUCUUUUCCAUGGACCACUGUGUCCCAUUGACUUUUUAGACGAUCCUUUGGAGAAGGUUCUUUCAACUUAUUCUCUUCAAUGUAACAACCCAUUGAAUAUCAUUGGAAAACAUGAGCGUGAGGUGACUGAAGUGCUGAAAGCGCCGCUCGCUAAUGCCAGAAAUGUUAGUGACAGCUACGAUGGUGCGGCGGUCAAGAAUGGAAUCGUUUCUGAUGUGUAUGAUACCGAGAGGAUUGAAUACUUGUUUUAG
Molecule: messenger RNA, 822 nt
Organism: Clavispora lusitaniae ATCC 42720
Lineage: Eukaryota; Fungi; Ascomycota; Pichiomycetes; Serinales; Metschnikowiaceae
Source: RefSeq, a predicted model, not a curated record